Saccoglossus kowalevskii is the source of this 2264-nucleotide messenger RNA. Its product is annotated as THO complex subunit 1-like. Gene Ontology annotation, molecular function: protein binding. Lineage: Eukaryota; Metazoa; Hemichordata; Enteropneusta; Harrimaniidae. Gene Ontology annotation, biological process: mRNA export from nucleus; signal transduction. Gene Ontology annotation, cellular component: THO complex part of transcription export complex. The record is from RefSeq and is a predicted model, not a curated record.
AUGGCAGCCUCCACGAUCGACUUCGACGCUGCAAGGGAAAGAAUUUCGCAAUGUAUAAAAGUUUCCUUAUCUUCAAAUUCCUUUGAUUUGAUCGAUGCACAAUAUGGAAAUAUUGCUGGCAGUGAGGGUGAAAAAAAGAUGGUUUUUGAUCAAUCACUGAGGGAUGUUCUAAAAGACCUCAUAUUGCAAGAGAAGGGUCCAAAAGCAUACAUUGUCAUGAUAGAACUAGCAAUAUCAUCUGUAUAUAAAGGAUUCUGUACACCAUCAACACCAUUUAUAUUAUUGGCUGAUAUCUCAGAGGUUGUCACUUUAGAAGUCUGUGAUGAUAUCUUCAAGUUUGUAGAAACCCGAGUUGAGACAUGGCAAGAGCCUAUAUUCUACAAUGCAGGAAAGAACUAUCUACUUAGAGUCUGCAAUGAUCUGUUGAGAAGACUAUCACAGCCACAAUGUACUGUAUUCUGUGGUCGUAUUCAGUUAUUCCUAGCACGUCUAUUUCCACUCAUUGAAAGAUCGGGAUUGAAUCUGAUGAGUCAAUUCAAUUUGGAUAAUGUUACUGUGUAUAAUACUAAAGAUGUUGAAGGCUCACUAAAGCAUGAUGAAAAAGAUGAGAGCAUGGACUAUGAGGAAGGUGAGAUGGGUGAUUCUAUGAGUGGUACUCCCAUAGAUUACAACUUAUACAGGAAGUUUUGGUCACUACAGGAUUACUUCAGAUAUCCUGUGCAGUGUUACAAUAAAGAAGCAUGGAGAAGAUUUGGUCAACAUUCCAAUGAAGUACUGAGUGCAUUCCAUAGUUUAAAAUUAGAUGAGGUUCACGCAAGUAAAAAGAAAUUAGAACAAAUGAAGAAAGAUGGACACAGAUAUUUUGCCAAAUAUUUAACAAGUGAAAAGCUCUUUGAUUUGCAGCUGAGUGACAGUAAUUUCAGGCGAUACGUACUUCUGCAGUUUCUAAUACUAUUUCAAUAUCUCAAUGCACCUGUCAAGUUUAAAUCUAAAAAUAAACUAUGGUAUGGUAUUUCCUACCAUCGUAACAGGCACAUUUUGAGCCGAGAGGAAAAUUGGAAUACAUGGAAAAAUGAAGGAUGUCCACCUUUUGUCAAAGAAAAAGAGGAUGAUUCUGAAAAGCAGGUCAAAUUACCCAGAUCUCGGAAAAGAAGUAUUGGGGAAGACAUGAAAACUGCCGGUCCCAAUAAAAAGAUUGAUCUAGGAAGUCCUGAAUUAACAAGGUUGUGGAAUAUUAAUCCAAAUAACUUUCAGGCCUGCCAAGAUGAAAGGAGACAGUUUGUUCCUGGUGUUGAUGAAUUAUUUUCUGAAGCCAUUGACCAGGCAGAUCCAGCAGCACAGAUAGAAGAUGAAUACAAACUUAUAAACAACAGUAAUUAUGCAUGGAGGGCAUUGAGGCUGCUUGCUAAGAAAAGUCCACAUUUCUUUCAACCCAGUACACAGCCUUGUAAAUCCAUACCACUUUAUCUAGAGAAUAUGAUAACUAAACUAGCCAAGGAAAUGCCGGCACCAGCUGAAGAAAUUAAAACAGAGGACGAAAAUGCAGAAACUGAUGAGUUUUUGAAAACCUCUGAUGAUGUGGAAACUCCUGAUCAAUCCAGUAUCUUGACGUUGGAUCAACUUGAAAGUGUUGCUAACAAACUUGGUGAUAACUGGAAGACGCUGGCUAAUGAGCUGAAUAUGUCUGAUGAUGAGAUCUCUGCAUUGCAAACUGAACAUCCUGAGGUCAAAGUUCAAGCCAAAGAGAUGUUAUUAACCUGGCAAAUGAAAGAAGGCAACAGCGCUGUAAAACAUGUAUUACUAAGUGCUCUACAAGAAAGCGGACUUAAGGAUAUUGUGGAGUCUGUGUUUCCUGACAAUGAACCAGGAGACACAUAAUUACAUUUUAUAGUUUCUAUUUUAACAUAUUCACUGCCAGAUAGUUUCACCCUAACAUUGUUAUGUCAUUUCUUUCUCAUCUUUUCUCAUUUUCUAUAAAUUAAUUAUCAUUUUGGAAUACAGAUAUAAUAUUAUUAUUAUGAUUUUAUGCUUUCAUUCAGACAUUGAAGAAAUGGCAGUGAAUUUGUUAAUAUGAUAAUCAUAUAAAAAUAUAUCAUGGUCAGUUAGAUUAAAUUCUUUUAGUACAGCUUUCUGAAGAUCACUAAGCAGAGCUACUCAGAUGGCUAGCCAGAAUGGAUUCCUAUUCACCAUGUAAAUAUAUCUUUGAUUAUGUUCGUAAAAACAUGUUUCUCUAGUGUUUAUCAUUAAAUGUUCUAUGUGCAGCA